Molecule: messenger RNA, 1506 nt
Organism: Tricharina praecox
Lineage: Eukaryota; Fungi; Ascomycota; Pezizomycetes; Pezizales; Pyronemataceae
Product: major facilitator superfamily domain-containing protein
Exons: 4
Coding region: 1-1506 (501 amino acids)
Biological process (GO): transmembrane transport
Molecular function (GO): transmembrane transporter activity
Source: RefSeq, a predicted model, not a curated record
AUGGCCGACAUCACACUGGAAAGAUCUUCUCGCGGUGACGACAAGUUUGUGGACGACUACAGUGCCAUCGACGAGCACCAUCGCGACCUUGACCUGGGACAGAUCCCUUCCGACGCUCCAGGCAUGCCGGCAACAAUCGAGAUCGGUGUUGAUAUUCCGCCGGACGGUGGGUACGGCUGGGUUUGUGUUGCGUGUGGAUUUAUGAUUAAUAGCUGUACCUGGGGUGUCAAUUCGUCGUAUGGAGUCUAUCUUGCCCACUAUCUCGCCGAUGAUGCAUUCCCGGGUGCCACGCCGUUACAAUACGCCUUCAUAGGCGGUCUCUCCAUUUCCUCUUCCAUGAUAAUCGGACCAUUGGCAACAACCCUUCUCCGUAAGACGUCUACACGUAAAGUCAUGACAGCCGGCAUAGUACUCCAAACCGGUGGCCUCAUCGCCGCUUCAUUCUCGACCAAGAUCUGGCACCUCUUCCUGUCCCAAGGCGUCUGUUUUGGACUGGGGAUGGGGUUCCUCUUCACCGGCAGCGUGGGGGUGGUCUCUCAAUGGUUCGCCAAAAAGCGCAGCGUAGCAACCGGCAUCACCGCGGCGGGCAGCGGCAUCGGCGGCCUCGUAUUCUCCCUCUCCAUUCGCGCGAUAAUCAGCAACAUGGGCCGCCCGUGGGCAUUCCGGAUCGUGGCAUGCGUUACUCUGGUCAACAAUGCCAUCUGUACGUUCCUCACGCGCGACAGGAAUAAGCACGUGAAUCCGAACCAACGGGCUUUCGAUUUCGGACUGCUGAAGAGAUAUGAGUUCCUGCUAGUGCUGAGCUGGGGCUUUUUCAGUAUGCUCGGAUACGUGGUGAUUUUGUUUUCGCUGCCCGAUUUUGCGAGAUCCCGCGGCUUCUCGGCGGUCCAGGGGAGUGUACUCGGUGCCCUGCUGAACUUGAGCAUGGCGUUUGGACGCCCGUUGGUGGGACUCGCUAGUGACGAGUAUGGGAGGAUCAAUAUCAGUGCGGCGAUGACUCUGGUGACUGGGCUGAGUUGCCUUGCGUUUUGGUUGCCGGCGGAAACUUUUGGCCUGGCGGUUUUCUUUGCGCUUGUCAAUGGUGCUGUCUGUGGCACUUUUUGGACAACCAUUGCUCCCGUGUGUGUCGAGGUGGUUGGUCUCAAAGAUCUGCCCAGUGCGCUUAGUUUGGUGUGGCUGUCAGUCGUGCUGCCGACCACCUUCUCCGAAGCAAUCGCGUUGUAUCUUCGACGCCCCGACCUGAAGAAUCAAUACCUCUACCCCCAAAUCUUCGCCGCGAUAAUGUACAUCGUCGCCACGGGGAGCAUGUGGCUGGUACGGGCGUGGAAGAUGGGGGACAACGAUCGUAAGGAAAGGGAAAACACGGCAGUUAAAAUGGUAUCGGAGAAGGGAGACGGAGAAAGCCCCAGUGAGCAAGUGAGCGAGGAUUCCCUAAAUGGUGUGGGCAUCGUAAAUCGGUGGAAAAGCGGCAGUGUUUCUAAGUGGUGGCGGUAUGGGUUUGUGUAA